CGCAACCGUGGUUUUGUUAAAUAUGUUCCUUAAAGUCCCAUCACUGUGCGCGCGCUACAGGUAUAAAGAGACCGAAAUAGAGACUUCUCCACAGUUUGAGAUACCAAAAAUCAUUCACCAGAUCUGGCACGACUACAGAGUUCCCAAAAUAAGCGUAAAUUGGAUGAAAAGCUGGAUGCAGAACCACCCUUCGCCUGAAUGGGAAUACUGGUUUUGGACCAAAGCCGACUGGGAAUAUUUGAUAAAAACACGAUUUCCUAAUUUCUACGAACAAUAUCAUGGUUUUCAGCGAGAAAUAUUUCGUGCUGAUAUCAUACGACAUUUUAUUAUGUACGAAAUAGGCGGUAUUUACGCCGAUCUCGAUAUUAUUAAUUUGCGCACAAUUGACAACUUUAUUUUGAAUAAGUCAUGUGUUCUUUCCCUAGAGCCUUUUGAACAUAGCUUCUUUCUCUAUGAAAAACCCGAUGGAUUGGUCAGCACAGCAAUCUUGGCCAGCAGACCACGUCACCCUUUUUUCAAGACAAUAGUUCAUGAAUACCAGAGAGUUUCCCCUAAGGAUGAGAAGACCCAGACAGACCCCGUGGGCGUAACUGGACCUGUGAAAUUUGAUAGGUUAUAUCGCGAAUAUCUCAAGUCCAACAUGACACGAUAUGAAGACCAAAUAUAUUUGGCGGAUCCAAAAUAUCUUAUGCCAAGUUACGACAAAGUGCGCAAAGGUGAAAUUAAAACUGCAUGUAACAAUUUAAGACGAAGAAUAACAGAUAAAAGCCAGAAUCAACAAACUCGAAAACUUUGUGCAUAUUUGGUAAAGCACUGGUUUACGCCCCCUCCACCUUCAACUGCUUAUUGCGACCAUCUAUGGAUCCAUACGUAUCUAAAUAGUAACCAUCUGGUUUAUUCUAACGUCUAUGACAUCGCAUCCAAUAUAUCGAUACAGGAAAGGCUAGGGAAGCUUUUUAACAUUGAAGUUGUUUAAACAAUUAAAAUUUUGAAUUUUAUUUUUGUUGUCGUUGUUGUUGUUCCUAUAGCAU
Lingula anatina is the source of this 1031-nucleotide messenger RNA. RefSeq lists its product as uncharacterized. Gene Ontology annotation, biological process: mannosyl-inositol phosphorylceramide biosynthetic process. The record is from RefSeq and is a predicted model, not a curated record. Gene Ontology annotation, molecular function: mannosyltransferase activity. NCBI's taxonomy places the organism in Eukaryota, Metazoa, Brachiopoda, Lingulata, Lingulida, Lingulidae.